This is a messenger RNA of Cetraspora pellucida, 1017 nucleotides long. Lineage: Eukaryota; Fungi; Glomeromycota; Glomeromycetes; Diversisporales; Gigasporaceae. The record is from the annotation of a GenBank genome assembly.
AUGCACAAGCGUCAAGAAGUUGAUUGUUCUUCAAUUGAAAAGAAUAAUAUUAUCAAUCUUGCAGAUGUUAUGGAUUACGUUUAUAAUAAUCUUAUAGAAUACAAAAACUUGAAUGAAGAUUUUGAAGGACAUACACAUUUUCACCUUCAAUUUUUUAUUGAUUCAGAUUCAAUUUAUGAAGAAAUUUUAGUUGAUAUCGAUAUUACUGAAAAAGACAAAGAUUUAUACAUUGCUAAUUUAAUUGUAAAUAUGAUUAGAGAAUAUCGAUAUGCCGAUAAUGAACUUGAUUCUGUAAAAAAAUUUCUUGAAACACAAAAUCAAGAAAUUCUUUUUUUUGAAGACCAUGCCUUUGCUUUCGUAACAUCAUUCAUAGAUAUAUUGUUACAAAAUUUAUUAGUAGAAAUAAUGACUGAUGCUACUUUCAAUAUGAAUAAAUUAAAAUAUGAAUUGUAUAGUGUUAUAGCAAUUAUAGACAGCACAGGAUUUCCAAUCUCAUAUUUAUUUGUAUCAGCUGGCAAAAAUCAUAACCUUACUUAUACUAUUUCUACAUGGUUUGCAGCAUUAAAAACACGACGAUUAACAAAUAUAAGUAUAUUUUAUACUGACAAAGACCUUUGUCAAAUUAAUGCUGCUAGAACUAUAUGGCCUAAUGUCAAUAUACAAUUGUGCUUAUGGCACAUUAAUCUUUUGCUUGAUCUAACAAAUGCAAAUAAAAAAACAACUGGUUUUCAACUAGAUGAUAAAGAAAUUUGUAUAGAUAUCAAAAAUCUUAUGACAAAACAUUUUAAUAGGCACAUGCUAUUACCAAAAAAGGAUAAGACUUUUACAACAAAUCAACAAGAAAUAUGGAUUGAAUGCGUUAGUGAAAUAAAUAAUAAAUAUUCACUAAACAAUUCUACUGAAAGAUCUAAUAAUGAUGAAAUACAUGAAAUUAAUGAAAAUAAAAUGUUCGAAAUAAAUGAUAGCUUUAGAGAGAUUAAGCAAAAACAUUCAGAAUUGUCACAAGUUUUAAAUGAA